Molecule: messenger RNA, 1149 nt
Organism: Struthio camelus australis
Lineage: Eukaryota; Metazoa; Chordata; Aves; Struthioniformes; Struthionidae
Source: RefSeq, a predicted model, not a curated record
AUGCGAAAAGCCGGGUACCAGGCUUGCGAGGGGCGGCGCAGGCAGCCUGCAGGGCGCACCGAGGCUUCGUUUUGGGUGCCCCCUCCAGCCCGCGCACCUAAGCUGGGCUACCUGCGCUGGCUGAGAUCGUCACAGCGGGGGAAUCGGGUCCGCGCCGAGCUGCAGUGCUUAAAAAUUCAAGAAACCACGAAGCUGCCCAUUGACCAGAGUGAGUGGGAAGGCUAUUUCGAUGAGAGUGGCCACCUGGUGAAGUCCUGGGAUUUUAUUUCAUCCAACAUCCUUGACAGGGGCCUGGACCCCUCCGUGAGGUCAGAAGCAUGGAAGUUCCUCACCGGGUACUACCCCUGGAGCAGUUCACGAGACGAGAGGCUCGCGGUCGAAGGCAUGAGGAGGAAGAGUUAUGAGUCCUUGGCCAAGAUGUAUGACAAGAUACAGCCAUUGCUGGAGACACAGUUCAGGGGUUUCUCUCAAGUCUGCAGUUUCAUCAACUCGGACCUGCAGAGACUGUACACGAGAGAUGCCCAAGGCCAAACCAGGGUGGACAAGAAGCAGAUGGAAAAGAUCCUUUUGCUGAGCUACGUAUGCAACAUGGAGGCUGAGUACCAACAAGGCUUUCGUGAGAUGCUCCUGCUCUUCCAUCUUCUAGCUGAGCAGGAACAUGAGAUCUACUGGCUCUUCCAGUUCUUCCUCCAGAAAACAGAGCACAGCUGUGUGAUGAACAUAGGUGUGGGGAAGAACUUGGUCAUGCUGAAGGCAUUGAUUACAUUUAUGGAUCCCACCUUUGCAAAACACCUGGAAGGAAAAGGCACACAAGUUAUUCAGUCGCUGUUCCCCUGGUUUUGCUUCUCCUUCCAGCGAGUGUUCAAAUCCUUCUAUGAUGUCUGGAGGCUCUGGGAGGUUUUCCUGACAGGGAAGCCCUGCCGAAAUUUCCAGGUGAUUGUGGCCUAUACACUGCUGCAGACAGUGAGAGACCAGAUCCUGCGGGAGAACAUGGCUGGAGAUGACAUCCUGAUGCUCUGUGGGAACCUCAUAGACCUGGACGCUGACCAGCUGAUCUCUGAAGCCUGCUCCACCUACAACCGCCUCCUGAAACAUGCAGCCAAGGUGCCGACUGCACUGAUGGAGUUCUUCACCCAGGCAAGGAAAUAG